GCCACCAAGGGGGAAGUGGCUGUCUUGUCUGCAGGGAAGAAAACCCCCUGGUAAGCCCUUCUUCGCCUUUAAAAUGACAAUAGAAACCAAGGCCCUGAAAAGUGUCCUUAUAUCAGGAGGCACUGGCUUCGUGGGUGCAGCAAUUGCGAGAGCAAUCGCAGAGAAAUACCCCAAGUGUAGCAUCACCGUCAUUGACUUGAACUCUCCUGGCCCGAUACACAUUCUACCAAACGGUGUCGCUUUUAUCCAAGCUGACAUUACUUUGAUAGACGAUGUCAGCAAGAUCAUUCAAGAGGUUAAGCCAGAAAUCGUCAUCCACACUGCGGGGAUUGUUCCGCCCCUCAGUGAGCGAUUUGGAAGGAGGCUGGAGCAACAUGUGCGGACGACCAACAUCGAGGGGACGAGAAAUAUGCUGGAGGCAUCCAAACUAGCUGGAGUGGAGGGAUUCAUCUACACGAGCUCAUGCUGCGUUGUGACGGAUGAUAUGCGCAUGCCAUAUAGAAAUAUUGAUGAACAGUGGCCGACAUCACACUCGUCAUCCCUCAUCUAUGGGGAGUCUAAGGCCGCUGCAGAGGCCAUAGUUCUGGAAGCAUCAAGCAGCACAAUGGCAACCUGCUCUCUCCGACCUUCGGUACUCUGCGGCCCUGGGGACUGUCAAUUAGUCCCAGCCAUUCACGCAUGCAUAGCCAGAGGCGAGACCCCUUUCAUCAUCGGUGAUGGGCUCAACUUAUGGGACGUCACAUACGUAACCAACGUCGCAGAUGCUCAUGUGCUAGCGGCAGAGAACCUGGUAUCCUCCAAGACCGCAGCGGGAGAGGCCUUCUUCAUCCAGAACAACGAGCCCAUCACAUUCAGGGACUUCUGCCUGGCGAUUUGGGCGCACUUUGGGCACAAUCCACCGUUUGAGAUCCACAUCCCCAGGGGGGUGGCGUCUUUUGCCGGGUUCGUAUCUGAAUGCUUGACAUGGGUGACUGGUACGCCCAGAGCGCUGAGUCGCGGCAGCGUCGGUGAUGCGUGCUCCGUACGAUAUGCUAGCGGGGAAAAGGCAAGACGGAUUCUUGGGUAUGAGGCGCGUGUUGGAAUGGAAGAUGCUGUCCGACUAAGUUGUGAGGUACGUCAACCGACUAAGAUGCUCUCUUUCGUUUCGAGCUUUGAUAUUCACUCUGAGACAAGGAUCUUGCUAGUCGUAUUGGGAUCGAACUACCUACCCAAUUGAAGACAAAGAAAGAAGAAUGAUU
Molecule: messenger RNA, 1238 nt
Organism: Aspergillus wentii DTO 134E9
Lineage: Eukaryota; Fungi; Ascomycota; Eurotiomycetes; Eurotiales; Aspergillaceae
Exons: 2
Coding region: 74-1216 (380 amino acids)
Biological process (GO): steroid biosynthetic process
Molecular function (GO): 3-beta-hydroxy-Delta5-steroid dehydrogenase (NAD+) activity
Source: RefSeq, a predicted model, not a curated record